AUGGCGUCCCGGGGACCAGCGGGCCUCCGCCCGCCAGGCGUCCCGGGGACUGACGGGCCUCCGCCAGCCAGGCGUCCCGGGGUACGGGCGGUCCUCCGCCCCACGAGUAGUCCACCCAGGGAACCGGCGGGCCUCAGCCCGCCAGGCGUCUCGUGGGCGUACCCGUGGGCGAGGCCCGCUACGGUUUCCGGGAAGGGGCAUGUGAGGCCCGCCAGGUGUCCCGGGACAGGUGGGCGAGGGCCCGGCCAGGCGUCCCGGGAUGGAUGGGCAGGCCUUGACGGGUGGGCGAGGCCCGCUACGGGUCCAAGGAGGAGUGGCAGCCGGGCCCGCCAGGCGUCCCGUGGACGGGCGGGCAGCGGUCCCGCCCAGGCAUCCCGGGGGACAGGCUCUCCGCCGCCAGGCGUCCCAGGGACGGGCGGGCCUCUGCCGCCCGCCAGGCGUCCCAGGGACCCGGCGGGCCUUCCGCCCGCCAGGCGUCCCAGGGACCGGCGGGCCUCAGCCCUCCAGGCGUCCCGGGACGGGCGGAGCCCGCCAGGCGUCCCGGGGACCGGCGGGCCUCCGCCCGCAGGCGUCCCGGGACCGGCGGGCCUCCGCCCGCCGGGCGUCCCGGGGCCACCGGCGGGCCUCCGCCCGCCGGGCGUCCCGGGGACCGGCGGGCCUCCGCCCGCCGGGCGUUCCGGGGACCGGCGGGCCUCCGCCCGCGGGGCGUCCCGGCCCCGGGGACCGGCGGGCCUCCGCCCGCGGGGCGUCCCGGGGACCGGCGGGUGUCCCGGGACCGGCGGUCCUCCGCCCGCCAGGCGUCCCGGGGACCGGCGGGCAGAAGGCCGCCAGGCGUCCCGGGGACCAGCGGGCCUCCGCCCGUCCAGGGCGUCCCGGGGUACCGGCUCGGGUCAGAAUGGCCCAACCCGCCAGGCGUCCCGGGAGGACCGGCGGGCCUCCGCCCGCCAGGUGUCCUCCGGGGUGGACCGGCGGGUGCCUCCGCCCGCCACGGUGCCCGUGACCCGGGGACCGGCGGGCAUCCGCCCGCCAGGCGUCCCGGGGACCGACGGGCCUCUGCCAGCCAGGCGUCCCGGGGACGGGCGGUCCUCCGCCCACGAGGAGUCCCAGGGACCGGCGGGCCUCAGCCCGCCAGGCGUCUCGUGGGCGUCCCGUGGGCGAGGCCCGCUACGGUUUCCGGGAAGGGGCAUGUGA
Molecule: messenger RNA, 1191 nt
Organism: Macrobrachium nipponense
Lineage: Eukaryota; Metazoa; Arthropoda; Malacostraca; Decapoda; Palaemonidae
Product: collagen alpha-1(I) chain-like
Exons: 2
Coding region: 1-1191 (396 amino acids)
Source: RefSeq, a predicted model, not a curated record